Messenger RNA from Eurytemora carolleeae, 1873 nucleotides. RefSeq names its product zinc transporter ZIP9-B (gene Zip102B). Gene Ontology annotation, biological process: zinc ion transport; transmembrane transport. Gene Ontology annotation, molecular function: metal ion transmembrane transporter activity. The coding region runs from base 103 to 957 and encodes 284 amino acids. The transcript has 12 exons. NCBI's taxonomy places the organism in Eukaryota, Metazoa, Arthropoda, Copepoda, Calanoida, Temoridae. Gene Ontology annotation, cellular component: membrane. The record is from RefSeq and is a predicted model, not a curated record.
GAUAGAAUUUGCACUGUUUGGCUUGAUUCAAUGAUUUGUACAUUUCACUGAAGCCAGGUUUUGACAGAUAACAAUCCAGAGGCCGACGGAUUAGCUUCAAUCAUGGAUGGAUCAACUAAACUUGUCAUUUUCAGUAUUGUGAUGCUGUUUGGAUCAUACCUCGCCGGAUCCAUUCCUCUCUUCAUCUCAUUCUCAGAGGAGAAACUCCAGCUUGUAUCUGUACUCGGAGCAGGAUUGUUGGUUGGUACUGCUCUAAGCGUGAUUAUACCGGAAGGAAUGGAAACUCUAAAUAUGGCCUACAGUGAAAAGCAUCACGGGCAUGGCGAGGAUAGAAAGGAUCACGAUAACCCUGUUCCUCAUCUUAUCGGAGUCUCUUUAGUUCUUGGAUUCAUAUUCAUGCUUGUAGUGGAUCAGAUUGCUGUAAGUAAGUCCCGUGAUAUAGAAUCUGGUGGUGCAGGGAGGAAAGGCAAUGUUUCCUGGACUGCAACAUUAGGCCUAGUUGUUCAUGCAGCAGCAGAUGGUGUUGCUCUUGGAGCUGCUGCAACUACUAAUCAGACGGAUGUAGAAAUGAUCGUGUUCCUUGCAAUAAUGUUGCAUAAAGCUCCCGCCAGCUUUGGUUUGGUUACAUACCUUCUCCACGAGGGAUUAGAGAGGAGUAGGAUCAGGAGACAUCUUUUAAUUUUCGCCCUGGCUGCUCCGGUUAUGGCUAUAGUUACAUUUCUUCUGCUCACCCUGCAUGGGAGAGAGAAUCUAGAUACAUUCAGUGCUACAGGUAUUGCUAUGCUGUUCUCUGCUGGAACAUUCUUGUACGUUGCAACAGUUCAUGUUCUGCCAGAGGUAACAAAUAUUGGGCACUCGCAUGGAGAACAAGCUGGAGGAUUUUCUAAAGCUGAACUAGCAAUGCUGGUCAUAGGAGCAGUUUUACCCCUUCUUCUUACAGUUGGACACCAUCACUAGCUGGUGUUCUUCUUACAGUUAGACACCAUCACUAGCUGGUGUUCUUCUUACAGUUAGACACCAUCACUAGCUGGUGUUCUUCUUACAGUUGGACACCAACAAUAACUGGCGUUCUUCUUACAGUUGGCCACCAUCAUUAUCUGGUGUUUUUCUUACAGUUGGACACCAUAACUAACUGGUGGUCUUCUUACAGUUGGCCACCAUCACUAGCUGGCGUUCUUCUUACAGUUGGACACCAUCACUAACUGGUGUUCUUCUUACAGUUGGACACCAACACUAGCUGGCGUUCUUCUUACAGUUGGACACCAUCACUAACUAGUGUUCUUCUUACAGUUGGACAUCAUCACUAGUUGGCGUUCUUCUUACAGUUGGACACCAUCACUAACUGGUGUUCUUCUUACAGUUGGACACCAUCACUAACCGGCGUUCUUCUUACAGUUGGACAUCAUCACUAGCUGGCGUUCUUCUUGCAGUUGGACACCAUCACUAGUUGGCGUUCUUCUUACAGUUGGACAUCAUCACUAACUGGCGUUCUUCUUAAGUUGGCCUCCAUCACUAGCUGGCGUUCUUCUUACAGUUGGACGUUAACACAAGACGGUUGUUUGAUCAUGUAGAAAACAAGAUUAUUUUUGUGUUAAUGAGCAUAGAAAAGGGGAAAAUUAAUUUUUUAGAGUUUGCACUCAACUAAAUUUCUGAAGGAUGUUCCAACGGUCAAUUUCAUGAACCGUUGCUCACCAAAAUGCUUCUCUUUAUUUUGUAAUUUAUCAUUUUACUUAACCGACAUUCCUUUGUUUUGUAGAUUCUUUACCGAUUUGAUUGAUUUUAGUCAGACUGAAAUAAUGUUAGCUGAUCAAAACCGGCCUAUAGUUAUAUUUAAUUUGGACAUAAAUGCAUAAUAAAAAAUGAUUCAAUGGAA